CGGUACUUAACGAAAAAAAAAUUUAUUUAUGGAAGUACAUUUAUGAUCAUUGUGAUAUCUUAGUACAUAUAUAUUUUAAAACCGUAUCGUUUCAUUUCUUUGCAAAAAUAGAAUUCGUCUUACUAUGAUCUGUCCAUGAUUUUAACAUGUACUUCUCGAGUUUCCUCGUUGGAACGAGACUUUUAAGAAAAAAAUAAUCAUGGCGGACACCGGCGAUGAAAAACAACAGAAGAUGGAAGUGGACUACAGUUCCACUGUGGAUGAAAAACUGCCAAAAUGUGAAAAGCUUGCUAAGCAAGGAAAGUUAACAGAGGCACUUGAUAUUUUACUGUCUCUUGAGAAACAGACAAGAACGGCCUCUGAUACACAUUCCACAAGUCGUAUUCUAGUUGCUGUGGUAAAGAUGUGCUUUGAAGCUAAGAGUUGGGAUGCCUUGAAUGACAAUAUUGUAUUGUUUACCAAGAAAAGGGGGCAGAUCAAACAGUCUGUAACAAAGAUGAUUCAAGAAGCCUGCACCUACGUGGACAAGACUCCAAACCUUGACAUAAAACUAAAACUAAUUGAUACCUUGCGAACUGUCACAGCAGGAAAGAUAUAUGUAGAGAUAGAAAGAGCUCGACUGACAAGAACCUUAGCCAAAAUCAAAGAAGAUGCUGGAAAAAUAUCAGAAGCAGCCACAGUUUUACAGGAACUACAGGUGGAAACAUUUGGAUCAAUGGAAAGGAAGGAGAAGAUUGAGUUCAUUUUAGAGCAGAUGAGGCUCUGCCUGGCAAAGAAGGAUUAUAUCAGAACUCAGAUUAUCAGCAAGAAAAUUAACACCAAAUUCUUUGAAGAGAAAACCACCACAGAACUGAAGUUGAAGUACUACCAGUUAAUGAUAGAAUUGGAUGAACAUGAAGGCUCCUAUCUGGCUAUUUGUAAACACUACAGAGCGGUGUAUGAAACUCCAGAAAUCAAAGAUGAUAAAGACAAAAUGAGAGAGGCACUGCGAUAUGUGGUAUUGUAUCUGAUUCUGGCCCCUUAUGACAAUGAACAAUCUGAUUUGAUCCAUCGAGUAAAGGAGGAUAAAAACCUAGAAGAAAUCCCUGUAUACAAAGAACUUUUGAAAUGCUUCACAACAUCAGAACUGAUUAACUGGAAACAGUUGUGUACCACAUACGAGAGUGAGCUGAAGUUCGGAUCUGCUUCCAGUCCUGCUACUCAUGUGUUCAAUACCAAGUUGGAGGGAGGGGCUAAGAGAUGGACAGAUCUCAAAAACAGGGUAGUGGAACAUAAUAUACGAGUGAUGGCCAAGUACUACACAAGAAUAAGGACCAAGAGAAUGGCAGAACUUUUAGAUCUGGCAGACUCGGAAACUGAGGAAUUUCUUUCCACUCUGGUGGUAAACAAGACAGUACAGGCCAAGAUAGAUCGUCUGGAGGGAAUAGUGCAUUUCAGUCAGCACAAGGACCCCAGUGAUAUUCUUAAUGACUGGUCAUUUAACAUUAACACUCUAAUGCAACUUGUCAACAAAACAAAUCACUUGAUCACAAAAGAGGAAAUGGUUCAUAAACUACACUAGUGCUAAAUUUCUUUGUACAUGUAAAUACUUCCUUUUUUUUUAUAUAUGCAGUUUAUCAGAGGAUGGCUGUGUUGUGAUAUAUAUAUAUAUAAGGAUAUUUCCUUUAUAUGCCUUCGUACAUUUCUCAUGAUUUGAAAUUAAAAUUGAUAUCAUA
This is a messenger RNA of Ostrea edulis (European flat oyster), 1715 nucleotides long. Its product is annotated as 26S proteasome non-ATPase regulatory subunit 12-like. Bases 200 to 1561 code for a protein of 453 amino acids. The record is from RefSeq and is a predicted model, not a curated record. The transcript is spliced from 11 exons. Gene Ontology annotation, cellular component: nuclear proteasome complex; cytoplasm; proteasome regulatory particle, lid subcomplex. NCBI's taxonomy places the organism in Eukaryota, Metazoa, Mollusca, Bivalvia, Ostreida, Ostreidae.